Molecule: messenger RNA, 333 nt
Organism: Didymodactylos carnosus
Lineage: Eukaryota; Metazoa; Rotifera; Eurotatoria; Philodinida; Philodinidae
Source: the annotation of a GenBank genome assembly
CCAACUCCAGAUGAAAUCAAACGAUGUUUAGAUGGACCAUAUGAGUUACCUGCUCCAUAUGAUAAUCAUUAUGUUUGUUUUUCUAAAGAUUGUGCACCUGGGCCAUUCCAUGGCAUUGUAACUUAUGCGCGGAGUAGUAAAGGCAACGAAUUGGAAAUGCGAGCUCCAUUUUUAGGAUUUUUAAUAAACAAAGAUACCGGCCUGUCAACUUUACAAUUGGGAAUGACAGUAAACAUAUCAUUAUCAGCAGAGACAACUCCAGAAUAUUCAACACCACAAGAAUGGUGCUCGGAUACAACAGCAACAAUUCAAUAUACAUUAUCAGAAGGAUAA